GCACUCAACACCGGCACAGAACUCUGUUAGCAGGGAAGACUGAGGUAGUUGGAGAGAGAGAGGUUUGGAGAGGUAUUGUGCAGAUGAAGAGAGAAAAGUUUGGAUGAGAAGAAAAAAAACAAGAAACAAAUAGUAAAAAAGUUGAAGAGGAGAAAGAGAAAAAAGAAGAAGAAAAAGCGAGGAUUUGAAAAGUAAGCUGUGGCGAGUGAACUAACAAUGGGCUCCCCAGUGCGCUGUGCUGCUGCUGUAGUUGUCUCACUACUGGGUCUCCUCUACUAUAGUCCCCCUGUAUGGGGCCAGGAGCUACAGGAGAGGGACGCUCUGUGCAAUGAGGACGGCUGCUUCGUGGUCUACUUCCAGCGCAAGACCUUCCUGGACUCCUGGAGGAGCUGCAAGGAGAAGGGAGGCAACCUGGCCACAGUCAAACUCCAAGAGGGGGCUGACACUAUCGCUGCUCUCUUCUCCAGCGUGGAGCUACGGGGCCUCAGAACCAAGGUCCGGGUGUGGAUUGGUCUCCAGAGACAGCCUCGCCAGUGUACCGCCUCUCGCCCUCUCCGUGGGUUCUCCUGGAUUACGGGUGACCAGGAUACCCAGUACACCAACUGGCUGAGGGACGACUCCCCCAGUACCUGUUCGGCCCCGCGCUGUGUGGUUAUGACCUAUGGCACAGCCGCCCACGAGCAGCAUGAUAAUUUUAAAUGGCUGGACGGCUCGUGUUCGGUGCCCGUGGAUGGCUACUUGUGCCACUACACCUACAAGGGCAUGUGCCCGGCUAUUUGGAGCGAGGGGGGCGGCAAUGCCCUCUAUAGUACCCCCUUCAGUCUCCUCAGUAGCCUUCUUACCCACGUGCCCUUUGGAUCUGUAGCUACGGUGCCCUGCCCGGGGGGCACCAAGGAGGAGCAGUCAGUGCUGUGUGUGCUGAGGGAGGAUGGCACUGUGGGGUGGUCCAGGGAGAUGCCCCUCUGCUCCGACACCACAGAGAAGAGCUGGUGUGAUCGGGACAAUGGGGGCUGCGAGCAUUUCUGCCAGGAGGCCAGGGAACACUACUACUGUGAGUGCUCGGACGGCUUUCAGCUCGCUGACGACGGGCAGACAUGUGUUGCUGUCGACCCGUGCCACAGUGCCCCCUGUGAGUUCGAAUGCCUUCCGCUGCCGGACGGCUACCGCUGUGCCUGCCCCGAAGGAUACAUGCUGGACCCGGAUGAGCGUGGUUGCCUGGAUGUAGAUGAGUGCCUGCAGAGUCCCUGCGAGCAGCUGUGCGUCAACGCCCCGGGAACCUUUGAGUGCCGCUGCCGACAGGGCUACCGGACGGACCAGGAGGGCGACUGUGAGGACGUGGACGAGUGCAUGGAUGACCCCUGUGAGCACGCCUGCGAGAACACGCCUGGCUCCCACAUCUGCCACUGCCACCUGGGCUUCUCCCCCCUGCCCGAGGACCCCUCCCACUGCCAGGACACCGACGAGUGUCAGAUCCCUGGGACAUGUCAGCAGAUGUGUGUGAACUACGAGGGGGGCUUCGAGUGUUACUGCGAGGUGGGCUACGAGCUACUCUCUGACCAAUUCUCCUGCAGGAAGAUAGGAGAGGACUCACCCACCGCAGUCACGCCCUCGUACCCCUGGGUCACCGGCCAACCUGGUUCCAAGUGGGACCCCCAGCAGACCUACACCGACUGGCCCCUGGAGGAGGAAGAGUCCCUGGACUGGCUCACAGACCCUCCCAGGCUGGAAAGUGACAUCAUCUGGGUCACCAGCGCACCCCAGGAGGAGCCAGUCCUAAACCACAACCCAUUCCUGCCCUUCCCCACGGAAGAGCCUGAGGAGGAGGAAGAGGAGGAGGAGGAGGAAGAAGAGGAGGAGUAUACACCUGGUUGGGACAUCAUGAAUUGGAAUGUCCCAGCCAAGGUCCAGCCAGAGUUGGAACCCACGCCCAGUCUCUCUCCCAGCCCCACAUCCGACACAAUCCCCACCCCAACACCCACAUCUGACAGGUAUUGGUUUGAGGAGGAUGAGGAGACCACUACCAGUCCCUCAGUCCUCCCCACCUCCACUAUCUCGGGAGGGGCCUGGAACUGGUUCUGGAUCAGUUCCACCCCCACCAGCCAGGACCAAGGACUUACGAUGUGGCAGGAGCCAAUCACUGACCAGUAUGUCCCCGCAUCCAACUUUGGUGAAGCUGAUGAGAAUGAGGAAGUGGGGGUAACUGACGAUGGGUGGGUGACAUCCCUCCCAGAGAUGGACCAGGACCCAGGCCAGCACACCCCCCCCCUGCCUUUUCCCCUGGCUCCUCAAACCCCCCUCACACCCAACCAGGGAGUGGUGGAGGUGGAGAGGGAGGAUGAGAGGCAGCCGCCCCAGGAGGAUGUGUUGGAGGUGGAGGGGGAGGAUGAGAGGGGGCCGCCCCAGGAGGACGUGGUGGAGGGGGAGGAUGAGAGGGAGCCGCCCCAGGAGGAUGUGGAUGAGAGGGAGCCGCCCCAGGAGGACGUGGUGGAGGUGGAGGGGGAGGAUGAGAGGGGGCCGCUCCAGGAGGACGUGGUGGGGGUGGAGGGGGAGGAUGAGAGGGAGCCGCCCCAGGAGGAUGUGGUGGAGGUGGAGGGGGAGCCGCCCCAGGAGGAUGAGAGUAUCCAGAAGCAGGAUGGUGCCAACUGGCUGCUGGUAGGCCUCCUGGUGCCCCUUUGUAUCUUCAUCGUGGUGAUGGUGGCACUGGGCAUCGUCUACUGUACCCGUUGCGCUGUCACGCCACGCAAUAAGUCCGCCACCGACUGCUACCAUUGGAUCUCCGGGGCGCACGACAAGCAGGGCGCGCUCAAUCCCAGCAAGGGGAUGCAGUCACAUGUUUAAACAGACAAAAUGAGGAAAGACUUGUAGAUAAAUAAACUGGUUUUAUAAAUAAGAGGAGAGGAUAUGAAGAAGGUAAGAGAGGACUUGGGUGGUUGUUUUAUUGAAUGCGACUCUGUGAAACACUUGGAUGUUUCUGUGGAAUAUCGGUUGAAAGAGAAAAGAGAAGAAACAGGAAGCAAUACAACAACAAAAAACACGGAUCCUUUUCUUGGGAUGAUUUGACAUUAUUGUUGCUUACGCAGAUCUCACAGGACAAGGUAUAUGAUCCCUAUAUGAUUGCACUAUAGGGUCAUAAUAGAAACCAUCUAUUGGGGUUGAAUACGUCAUCUGGUUAUAGUUACAGAUGCUGUGGGUAUACACUGUUAAUGUAUUACCAGUGCCAUCUGAAAACCUAAGCCAAAGAACUAUACUGUAGCCUAUAGCAUUUUUUUGUUGUCGAUGAAAUCUGGGUGUCUGCACCUUUCAAACAAAUGCUCAGGUUUUGAGCUCAUUCCCCAAAGUGUGGUGUCACAAACGACUGUUUUUUGUCCACUUUGUCAUAGAAGCAGGUUCUUAUUUACCUCAGAAGUUGUUGAAUGAAGGCGGUUGUGAUUCACGCCCCUUUGCAGGACAGCAGACAUUUCAGCAGUUGAACCAAACUAUACAAGCAUGACUGUCAUGACCCUGUUGACUGUCACAAUGCUGUUGACUGUCACGACGCUGUUGACUGUCACGACGCUGUUGACUGUCACGACCCUGUUGACUGUCACGACGCUGUUGACUGUCACGACGCUGUUGAUUGUCACGACGCUGUUGACUGUCAUGACGCUGUUGACUGUCACGACACUGUUGACUGUCACGACGCUGUUGACUGUCACGACCCUGUUGACUGUCACGACGCUGUUGACUGUCACGACGCUGUUGACUGUCACGACGCUGUUGACUGUCAUGACGCUGUUGACUGUCACGACGCUGUUGACUGUCACGACGCUGUUGACUGUCACGACGCUGUUGACUGUCAUGACGCUGUUGACUGUCACGACGCUGUUGACUGUCACGACCCUGUUGACUGUCACGACGCUGUUGACUGUCACGACGCUGUUGACUGUCACGACGCUGUUGACUGUCACGGCGCUGUUGACUGUCACGACGCUGUUGACUGUCACGACGCUGUUGACUGUCAUGACGCUGUUGACUGUCACGACACUGUUGACUGUCACGACGCUGUUGACUGUCACGACGCUGUUGACUGUCACGACGCUGUUGACUGUCACGGCGCUGUUGACUGUCACGACGCUGUUGACUGUCACGACGCUGUUGACUGUCAUGACGCUGUUGACUGUCACGACACUGUUGACUGUCACGACGCUGUUGACUGUCACAACGCUGUUGACUGUCACGACGCUGUUGACUGUCACGACGCUGUUGACUGUCACGACGCUGUUGACUGUCACGACGCUGUUGACUGUCACGACGCUGUUGAGAAGAAGCAGUCACUCGGAUAUUACUUUUACGCUUCUGCUUUUUUAAGUACCGGAACAAAUCAAUUCACACCACAGACCAAAUGAGUUUUAUACAGUACGCGUGUAUAUAUGUGCUUGAUUGAUUGUUUUUGUGUAUGUAUAGUUUGUAGCAAUGACUUUUCCAGACAAUGUGUUAGUGUCAUGAUUCCUGAUUCAACGAAGUGCCUUUUGUUUCAUAUUGACCACAGAACUCUUAGUAAUUCCAAGGAAUGUCUCUCUGUCUAAGGGGGAUGGUUCCUUCCAUUCAACUCCAAUUAAACGAACUAUCUCACCCAUUCUCCUCGUGAAGGUUUGAGUGCAGAUGGAAGAUGUGUUUGCAUUACAGACUACAAGGACUGUAAUGGGGGGGGUCACAGGCUCCCGAUUGACUUUACCAUUGGCCUUUUCAGUGAACUCGUGAUCUUUCAAUCGCUCCCCAAUCCCAUGUCACAUACUGUAAGUGUUCAGCACGCCCCACUCCCUCUUGUCACAGGCCUGACCUGAGCUUUCUAUGAACUUCCUUAAUAGCCAUGAUGGGACAAUACCAACAUUAACAGUUUGGAGUCAAUGCACCCUCUAGCAACUUUGACAGUAACUGCAGUCCCCAUUCAAAGGAUGGCUUGCACUUGUAAAUGACAGACUAUCAGAAAUGACAAACAAUGGAAUCAAUCUAAGAUGUGCCUUCUGAUCUAAGGACUGUGAAAUGCUUUUUUAAAUGUUUUUUGUUACCCGUUAGGUUUUAAGUAAUUGUUAAUUAAAAUGAUAUGAUAAGGGUUCUAUCAAUA
This is a messenger RNA of Oncorhynchus gorbuscha (pink salmon), 5104 nucleotides long. RefSeq names its product endosialin-like. The record is from RefSeq and is a predicted model, not a curated record. Gene Ontology annotation, cellular component: extracellular matrix; external side of plasma membrane. Gene Ontology annotation, biological process: cell migration. Lineage: Eukaryota; Metazoa; Chordata; Actinopteri; Salmoniformes; Salmonidae. The transcript is spliced from 2 exons. Gene Ontology annotation, molecular function: calcium ion binding; extracellular matrix binding; extracellular matrix protein binding. Bases 217 to 2838 code for a protein of 873 amino acids.